AUGUCUCAUAAUGAAGAAUAUUCAGGAGGCUGUCAUUUCGGAUACAACUGGAUUGACGGCGCGGAGUCACUUGAAAAGUACUGUCCAGGGGGGUUUCAUCCUAUUAUGAUAGGAGACGUGCUUCGCGGGCGAUACCGAAUUGUUGACAAGCUGGGCUUCGGAGGUUACUCAACUGUUUGGCUAGCCCUGGAUACUUGUCUGCAUCGCUAUAUUGCUGUUAAAGUUGGUACAGCGAACUCAUCUAUGCAAGAAACCAAUAUUCUCCGAGCUCUUGCAAGCCCAGGACAUGAUUCUAUUCCCAUUCCGUUAAAUGAGUUUGAACUCAAUGGGCCCAAUGGAACACAUCUAUGCUAUACCAUGGUACCCGCGCAGUGCAAUCUUCGAGAAGCGUCUUUUAGUCGCCUUUUCCCCCUCGAAGUUACGCGGGCGCUAUCAGGUAGCCUCAUAUUGGCUAUUGCUUACAUACAUUCACGGGGCUACGUUCAUGGAGAUAUUCAUCUCCGAAAUAUUCUGGCUAAGUUGCCAUCUGAUUUUAAUCACCUUUCGGUUGAAGAGCUAUAUGAAGAGUAUGGUGAGCCUGAGACAGUCUCUAUUACACGAUGUGAUCGGAAGCCGCUUCUACCAAAUGCCCCCUCAAAGGCAGUAAUACCUCUUUAUCUUGGAAAAGGUGCAGAGGAUUUUUCACUGUCUGACGCGCACAUACUCCUGGGUGAUUUUGGUGAGGCAUUUGCCCCGGAUCUGGAAACUCGUCGUGGUAAAGACUGCCAUACACCCUUAGCAAUGCAACCUCCAGAAGCCCGGUUUGAACCAGAGGCACCUCUCUCAUAUUCAGCAGACAUCUGGAGCUUGGCCAUAGCGAUCUGGGAAAUCCUUGGCAUGCAGCCAAUUUUCUGCAAUGCUUUUGUUACUGCAGAUGAAAUAGUAUCUCAACAAAUCGACGUGCUUGGACCCUUACCCUCAGAUUGGUGGAUGCGCUGGCGGGAGCGAGGUCGAUUCUUUGACAGCAACGGGAACCCAAAAGAGGGCCGCCAUGUUUGGCCUGGCAUUGAACUGGCUUUUGAGGACACUGUACAGAAGUACCGACGAAAACGUGGGUGUGAGUUUGAUAGGGAAGAAGCAACUGCCAUUAUUGAUUUGAUGCGCCGAAUGUUGGUAUUCCGACCUGAAGAACGGCCAACAAUUCAGGAGGUCCUACAGUCGCCGUGGAUGGUCAAAUGGGCGUUACCUCAAUUAAAGCGGGAUUCGCAGACAAAGUAG
Messenger RNA from Penicillium verrucosum, 1257 nucleotides. RefSeq names its product kinase domain-containing protein. The transcript has 2 exons. Gene Ontology annotation, biological process: protein phosphorylation; spliceosomal complex assembly; regulation of mRNA processing. Lineage: Eukaryota; Fungi; Ascomycota; Eurotiomycetes; Eurotiales; Aspergillaceae. Gene Ontology annotation, molecular function: protein kinase activity; ATP binding. Bases 1 to 1257 code for a protein of 418 amino acids. The record is from RefSeq and is a predicted model, not a curated record.